Ornithorhynchus anatinus (platypus) is the source of this 1171-nucleotide messenger RNA. It is a transcript of the gene CCNH, whose product is annotated as cyclin H. Gene Ontology annotation, molecular function: cyclin-dependent protein serine/threonine kinase regulator activity. The record is from RefSeq and is a predicted model, not a curated record. The coding region runs from base 49 to 1020 and encodes 323 amino acids. Gene Ontology annotation, cellular component: nucleus; transcription factor TFIIK complex. The transcript is spliced from 9 exons. Gene Ontology annotation, biological process: DNA-templated transcription; regulation of transcription by RNA polymerase II; regulation of cyclin-dependent protein serine/threonine kinase activity. NCBI's taxonomy places the organism in Eukaryota, Metazoa, Chordata, Mammalia, Monotremata, Ornithorhynchidae.
AGGAGGAAGGAGGAGGGGGGAGGAGGAGGGAGGAGGAGGAGGAGGAGGAUGUAUCACAACAGCAGCCAGAAGCGCCACUGGACGUUCUCUAGCGAGGAGCAGCCGGCAAGACUCCGGGCCGACGCCAACCGAAAAUUCAAGUGCAAAGUGGUCGCCAACGGGAAGGUUCUGCCUAAUGAUCCAAUCUUCCUUGAUCCCCAAGAAGAACUUACAAUCUGCAAAUACUAUGAAAAGAGACUGUUGGAUUUCUGUUCAGUAUUUAAGCCGGCCAUGCCAAAGUCUGUUGUGGGUACUGCCUGCAUGUACUUCAAGCGUUUCUACCUCAAUAACUCUGUGAUGGAAUAUCACCCUCGGAUAAUAAUGUUAACAUGUGCAUUUUUGGCAUGUAAAGUAGAUGAGUUCAAUGUAUCCAGCAUUCAGUUUGUUGGAAAUGUUCGGGAUAGUCCUUUUGGACAAGAGAAGGCCCUUGAACAAAUUUUGGAAUAUGAACUUCUACUUAUUCAACAAUUGAAUUUCCAUCUUAUUGUACACAACCCUUUUAGACCAUUCGAAGGCUUCCUGAUAGAUUUAAAGACCCGCUAUCCACUUUUGGAAAACCCUGAGAUCUUGAGGAAAGCAGCUGAUGAUUUUCUUAAUAGAGUUGCCUUGACAGAUGCUUACCUUCUAUUUACACCUUCACAGAUUGCUCUCACAGCCGUAUUAUCUAGUGCCUCCAGGGCUGGAAUUACAAUGGAAAGUUAUUUGUCAGAAAGCCUCAUGCUCAAGGAAAAUAGAACAUGUAUGUCACAGUUACUGGAUGUAGUGAAAUGCAUGAAAAACCUAGUGAAGAAAUACGAGUCUCCCAAACCAGAAGAAGUUGCUGUUCUAAAACAGAAGUUAGAGAGGUGUCAUAGCUCGGAACUUGCUACUAAUGUGAAUGUGAAGAAAAGAAAAGGCUAUGAAGAUGAUGAGUAUGUCUCAAAGAAACCAAAACUGGAGGAGGAAGAAUGGACAGAUGACGAUCUGGUGGAUUCUCUGUAAUCGCUGGUGGAUAAAAUCUCCUGGCACGGCCCCGACCUUGUUACAGACAUCUCUUAGCGAUCCAGUCCGCUAGGCGGAUGUGAAUGGCUCUUUGGCUCUGCUGAAAGUUUACAUGGGAUGAUUUUAUUAAAUUUUUUUUCCAUUAAAUCGA